CGUAAGCCAUUGGGACAGGCUUUUCUUUUCGUUUAUCUCGACACAAGAGAAGGCAAAAAGGCUAGGGAGUUGAUCCUUCUUAUGGCCAUGGACAACGGGCCGUCGAGCGGAAGAAUUGGGAGACGACAUCGCUGGCUAGGUUUAGGGUUUAGGGUAGCAGCUUAGGCCAGAGUAAUCUUCACUUUUCUCAUUUAAUCCAUCACACAGACGAUAUUAGAAGCGAAAUUGGUUGACAAUGCUAUUUGGAAGGAAGAGUUGCAUCAGUUGCUGGUUUGAAAUUAGUUCCAGGACAAUUUGGCUAUUCUUUUGUAGGGUGGCAGAGAGCUUAUUCAAGCCCAAAGGACUAUUUUUGGAAAUUGGAAAUGGACAACCAUUCGGCUUCAAGGAGAGUUUGAUGCACUGCUUCUCAAAUUUACGGACUUCUGCCUUCUCGAGUACGCUACUAAAAUUUCCGGCCAUUAACGGAGGAGCUUCGGCCAAAAAUUGCAGCUACAGGCUCUAAAUGUUUGAUGAGAAAUGUUUGAGGUUGUCUUUAUGAUGAUUGCAGGAGUGGAGCAGGAGGAUUUGUAGGUCUCUCUUUUAGCUAUUUCAUAAGGAGCCACAUGUGUUCUUUCAAGAAAUUUUUUCCGCUAGGUUUGCUUCCUUUUGAAUUACUUUCUUUCUUACAUCAAAUUAUUUUUUAAAUAUUUAAUUCUAUAUAUGGGUUAUGUUUUUGUGAGAUCCUUCUUAACAAGGUUCUAAUUAAGUUCAAAAAGAUGAGAAGCAACCGAAGCAUGGCACCGAGUGAAAAAAAAUAUUCCACUGGGCUAAGUAUUGAUGACAGUUAAACCCCAACGACAAUAGGGGCAAAUGGACGUACUCCAGAGAGGCCCCAAGGCGAAUAACGACUGUGGCAAGGAUGGUAGCAGUGAUAGCUAUAUUUUUACUCUAGCCCCAACAGACCGAUGAAGACGACGGUGGGCUGUGCUAGGUUUAUGACCCUAGUCCCGACAAGGGGAUUAUGACAACAGCUACAAGGGCAGUUGAAGCAGCUGGCAUGGUUUGUUUAUAAAAAAUAUGAAAAGCCUAGCAAGGUAUGACCGGAAAAAAUAGACUACUCUAUUAAUUUAUGUGAUUGCAUUGAUUCAAAUUUUGCUACACUCAAUAUACUUUUCUUCAAAUUUUUAUAGUACUUGGACCUUUGCUUUACAUAUUGGCAUGCAAAACAGAGAGAUAUAGUUUAACGACAGUAAUUGCUUUAGAAAAUAGCAUUUGUAUAUAGGUCAUGCUAUUUGGGCCCUAAUUUGUUUACGAAU
Cuscuta campestris is the source of this 1295-nucleotide messenger RNA. The record is from the annotation of a GenBank genome assembly. NCBI's taxonomy places the organism in Eukaryota, Viridiplantae, Streptophyta, Magnoliopsida, Solanales, Convolvulaceae.